Molecule: messenger RNA, 3140 nt
Organism: Ceraceosorus bombacis
Lineage: Eukaryota; Fungi; Basidiomycota; Exobasidiomycetes; Ceraceosorales; Ceraceosoraceae
Source: the annotation of a GenBank genome assembly
AUGGAUCUGCAUGGUCGCAGCUGGGCCACACGCGCUUCUCAGCCCACAGAAAGUGUGAGUUGAGCUCGGUGCGCUGCGCAUACAUCGCCUAGCUUCUCUCACCCUUCAGCUCCAUCUUUCGUCGAUCCCAUGAAUCAGCGGCGCUUGGUCACCCAUAUUUCACAGACCGGCCACCGGACAUAGUUCAGCUGAUGUUGCUUGCUUCAGACGCCCUAUCCUCCUAACACAGCGAUGUUCGUCAUUGAUUGGCAGCCAUUCUCGACACUGUGACUUGCAUUUCUUUGCCCUGGCUCGAUCAGCUUUCGAGUCAUCCGCUGCAGCUCCUGCAUCAUCAACGUGCUGCGCGCCAUUUGCCAAGCCGCACGCGAAUGCUCUGCGCUCGCACACACAUCCAGCAGCCCUUUAUCGAAGGCCGUCUCAGACAGCGGGGCAUCGAGCUUGCGAUUCGGCCUCGACUCAGGACAGUACCGCUAUCACCACCGAGAGUACGUAUCACUCCGGACGAGACACUAUUCAGUGUCAGUCCCAACGAAUUGCGAAAGUACGGGCCGGGUUCAAGUGCUUCUGCUGUAGGCGACGCUGGCAAACACUUGGACAAGCGCAUCGACCUCAUCAGCACUGCAACUUCCCUCUUCGAUUUACGUGAGCGUAGGAGGUACAGCCAAAUGGCGGCGUGGCCACAAGUCAGAGGUGCUGGCGCGCAUGCCUCUUCCUACCCAGCGUAUACACAGAGCAGAGAUCAACAAGAGCAGCAGCACUACACCGAGCAUUCGUACCAGGGUAGACAAGCCACAGGCGUGCAAGUAGCGGAGUCGACUCAGACGUGGCAGAGUCAGCAGCAAGCACAUGGCAACUCUGCCGCGUCUCGAAGGUACGACUACCAAAAGUAUACUCAGCCUCAAGUGCGCUUGCCGCAACAUCACCACCCAACUCAGCAGCAGCAGCAUCAGCCACAAGAGUACCGUACCCAGCAACCUAGCCAGGAUAGUGUGUGGCAGCACGGCAACUACGGCGAAACGGGGCCACAAGCGACUCCGUGGGCUCAGUCUCUUGCAUCGCCGCAGCCAGUCCAUACCGGACAAGCAGUACAGUAUCCCGCCGCCUCGCUCGGUCAGCCCGAUUAUCAGCAAAGCUGGGCGGAGUCUUACCACGCACAAGUGUACAGGCAGGGCUAUCAGGCCGGAUACCAGGCCGGAUUUACUGCGGCGCAAGCUGGUCAGAGCUUCGGCGCUCACGAACGCGAAUUUGAUAGACGCCCAACGAGCGCAAAGCCUGCUCAUCUGCUGGGUCACGCAACUUCGGACAUGUCACUCACCUCAUCCUCGCCUCCAUCUUAUAGACACUAUACGACAUCUCGUGGCCAUUCGCCGGGGUCGAGCUCGCCAUCUCGACGGUCUCCUUACACCCCUUUGAAGCCUUUACCUCUUCGGCCAGGCCCACGCGACUCGUAUCUCGAAUCAGCAAACUCUGAGCCUCAGCCGUACCCUCCAUCGCUUUUGCGUCCACCUCGGCCGCUUCCAUUGCUGCUUUUGGACUUGAACGGCACGCUAGUCUUCAGAGGUGGUUCUUCCUUUGCCAGCAGCUCGAAUCCGACCAGGAGGCCUUACCUCAACGUGUUCCUCAUUUGGGCGUUGGGACUUCCGGUCACAAAUGUUUCACGAGAGGAAAGGCUUCGGUUAUGGGAAGAGUGGGACACCCAGAGGGACGGAGAUCAAGAAGAGGAAGGGGCUGAGGGUCUCGGAGAGGCUGUGGACGAUUUCUCACUCACCUCAAAGUGGCCUGUGGGGACCCGCUUCUGGAAACGAUCUGCGUCGCCAUUGUCGCAAGAGGGCUACGAUUCGGAUUCUCCCUUCACCGACUCUAUCUGGCGCUCACAUUCUGAGGAGCCGGUCGGAUCAAGCCGUGCUCGAGUCCGUCUAUUCCUGUGGUCCUCAGCUCAACCUCAAAACGUAGUGGCGAUGACGCGCGCUAUAUUCACACCUGGACAGGCAGCUGAACUGCUGAGGGUUUGGGCGAGGGAUACCUUGGUGCCAAAAAUCUUCAGAGCUAAGAAAGCUGCCAGCACCAAAGACUUGGAGGUGGUCUGGGCAGCGCUGAACGUGGAUCGAGCGGGGAAGAAAGGGGAGCUCAGGCGCCAACAUGAAGGCGAAAGGAGGGUGCAGGCAGACAGAAGAUUUGAAAUGGAUGGUCAGGACGUCGAUACAGGUACCGAAGAAAACCACGAAGGGCAGGAGAUGCACAAUACUCCGCAAAGCUUGUCGUCGAGUCAUAGCCGCGACGCGAAGGAUCCUCAGGCUGCGUUGGAAGCGGCACUUGGAGCUCACGCCUUCGUCAAGGUCCCGAAACCCCGCCUCAACGUCCAGACGGGACAAGAUGAAUGGGUCCCUGGGAGAGGAUAUGGAUCCCACAACACGCUGUUGCUCGACGACUCACCAGACAAGGCCCGCUUGCAACCUUUCAACCAUCUGCUCAUCCCCGAAUUCGAUGCUGUUAGGGCCAAGAAGGCGAGAAAGUGGAGAAUGGCCAAGCAGUCCGGGAAGAGCACCGGAGAUGACGCCAUGAUCGGGCCGGUGGAGGACGAGGAUAUUCUGGACAUGUCACGCGCAACCUCUAAUUCGGUCGACUCAGAAGCAGCGACACGUUCUACGGUGGAAGAUGACGAGCAGCCGAGUGCGGAUCAAAAGCGCGCUCUUUUGGCAGGAUUGAUUACACCUCCGUUGACAUCAGAAUUAGGCACCACGUCGUCUUCCGAUCGCGAAUCCAACCCUCAUCCCGAAUUGCGUCCAGACGAAGACCUGGACGAUGUCUUGCUCCAACUCAUUGGUGUCCUGGCGCAUGUCAGGUGGCAGCGCAACGUGUCGGCUUGGAUACGAUCAGGCGCGUUGGGCGCCUUUGGAGGCAUGAAGCAACCAGGCACAACCGAUGAGUUGGUGUCAAAGAUCCAGAGCGUCGAGUCACAGCAUCAGACACAUCGCGACGACUCGUCGUUGUCAUCAGGAGCAUUGAAAACUGAAGCAGAGGAACACGAAGCAAAAGAUCUCAGGCUACAUCACGAAUACGCGCUGAGAACUGAACAAUUUUGGACCGAGGAAGGUCGAGCCGCUCUUCGGGCGGCAGGGAUCCCUUGCACAGUAGAUUGA